Molecule: messenger RNA, 3249 nt
Organism: Plasmodium yoelii
Lineage: Eukaryota; Apicomplexa; Aconoidasida; Haemosporida; Plasmodiidae
Product: conserved Plasmodium protein, unknown function
Exons: 11
Coding region: 1-3249 (1082 amino acids)
Source: RefSeq, a predicted model, not a curated record
AUGGAAAAUAGAACAUUGCCAUUUAAUAAAUACCAACUAAAUAAUAAGCGCCCAUGUUCCAAUACAAAUGGAGGAAAACUAUAUUUUUUUGCAAAUGAACCCAGUGGAAAUAAGAAUGAUGAUAUUUUUUCAGAUUGUUUCAAAGUUGCAGAGGAGAUAAAAAAAAAAAUAAUAUAUGAACAAUUUGAUGCAAUUCUUUUUCUCUAUUCUAACAUAUUAAAAGAAAAUAAAAGAAAAAAAUGUGCAUCCAAAGAAAUCGAUGAAAAAGUUGAAGAGGCAAUUAAUACAACCCUUGAAAUAUAUUCACUUAUUGAGAGUAAUGAUGAAAAGACAAAAAAAAUAUAUUUAAAAAAAAUUUAUUCUAUUUGUGAUAUAAUUUAUAAGUUAUUAGUUGAAUAUACUAAAAACGAGAAUAAUAAACAAUUAAAGGAAAAAAUAAUAAAUCAUGAAUCCGAGGAAAAAGAAAAAAUCUUAAAGGACCAUUGCAAGGAAGAGAGUGAGCAUAUCAUCACUGGAGGGUUGAAGCAAGUUUCAGAAGAAAACAUAGCCCAAAGCAGGACAGAAAUAAACAACGAUUCUAGAGGUAAUAUGAAAGAAAUUGAUAAGGCAAGUGGGAUAAAAGAAAUAAAAAGAAUACUACCAUCUUUUUGUAAUAAUAGAAAAAAAAAAGAAUAUUUAUAUAGGGACCUUUCACAAACAAACAAAUUAUGUUUAUAUGGUGCAAGAGAAUUAGACGAAAAAUUUAUUUAUAAUCCUUAUAAAAAAAUGAAAAGCUUUAAAUUUUACAAAAAUAUCGAUAAAAAUUUAAGGGUAAAUAAAAUAGAUGAACUAAUUGAAAGAUUUGAAAAAAAUAUGAAAAAUGAAAAAAUUCAAGUUUACAAUUUUGAUAAAAAAAUAGAAAAACAUACUGAUUUAAAAAAAAUGUUAUUAAAAAGUAGAAAGAGUAUUACCAAGUUUGAAUUAGAUGAAAAUGGAAAUGUAAAAACCGUUACUGAGCUAUUUCAAAAAUAUGAAAAAAAAAAAAAAAAAAAUAUUAUAACUUUUGAUGGAUAUAAUGACAAUUUUAUAAAAAUUAAAAAAUUAUCAAAUUUAGAUGAAUUAAAAAAAGUGAAAAAAAAAUUAUCUGAAAAAAAUAAUCCUGUCUUAUUAUAUUCUGAUCAAUAUAAAACUUCAAAUAUGAAACAAAAUAAAAAUAACGAUUCAAUUUUAAAUACUAAUCUAUGUAUAGAUGUAAAUAAAAAAUUUGAACUAGUUGAAAAUAGUACUAAAGAUAUAAAUUAUAUUUCCCCAGAAAAAAACUUUAAAUCAAAAACAAAUUCAAUGAUGCAUUGUCAUAAUAAUUAUAAAAAUAUAGACAAAAGUAGUAAAAGAAAAGAUUGGGAUAAAUAUAUAGCUAAUUUGAAUUUUUAUAUGCAAAAUAUUAAUGGGGUUAAAUUUGUUAAUUAUUAUGAUGAUGAUGAAAUAAUUAAACAUAUACUAAAAGAAAAUGAACAAAAAACAAAUAAAACUAAAUUAGAUAUCUUAAAUAAUAAAACAUUAAAACAUAAUAAUGUAUCUUUACAUAGAUGUGGUGGUGGAUUAUAUGAGUAUACAAACCAAAAUAAAAUAAAUAAUUUUCAAAAAAAAAACAUGGAUAUUUACUCAGAAUCAUAUAUGAAUAAAUAUGAAAUAUUAAGUAAGAUAUAUAAUUUGAAUCAAAAUAAAAAAAAUGAAAUAGUAAAAUAUAAUGAAGAAAAAAAAAAUUCAAAACAAAUCAAUGCAUUUCAAAAUAAUCAAAAUAGACAAAUUAAUAAUAUAAAAAAAUUAAAAAAAAAUUAUAAUGAUAAAAAUAAAAUGUGUCAGAAAAAUUGUGGAUGUGGAAAUAAUCAAAUUUCUAAUAUCUUCCUAUCAAAUUGUUUUGAGAAAAAAAGACAAGUCUCGGAAAAAAAUGAAAAAUUAAAAGUCAUGUCAGUACAUAAAAAAACACCAAAGAAGAAAUCAGAACCAAUUUUGGAAAAAAAAAAAUAUCAACAAUCUCAACCAUUUAAGUUAGAUUCUGGAAAUGACAAAAUUAGAGACACUGUUCAAUUAGAAUCCAAAAUAAAAUAUCAAAGUGGUAAUACGAUUGAGAUAAAAGAAAAAGAAGCAAAGCUAAAUUGUGAAAAUAUGCAUUUAAUGGAUAAAGAAAAUAGAACCUAUUCAAUAAUUAAAAUAGCAUCUAUAAUUAGUAAAAUAGAUAAAUCAAAAAACUCAAUUUAUAAUGAAAAUGAGCCAAACGAAAAUAAAACAAAUAUAAAGAUUGAAGGUUUUAUUUUUAAUGAACAUUUAAAAGAUAUAACAAUUAAAUCGUAUAAUAUAAAUAAUAAGAGUUCUAAAAAUUGUAUAAAAUAUAUUUCAAAUAAUCGAAAUGAUAAUAAAAUUAUAGAUGAGGAUACUGAAGAACAACAAACUGAUUUUAUCGUAUCCAAAGAAGCAAAAGAAGACAGCACAAAUGAUGAAUCCAUAAAAAGAGAUGAGGAUGAAUCCAUAAAAAGGGAUGAAGUUGAAUCCAUAAAAAGGGAUGAGGACGAAUCCAUAAAAAGAGAUGAAGUUGAAUCCAUAAAAAGAGAUGAGGAUGAAUCCAUAAAAAAAGAAGAGAAUGCAGGUGAAGGUGAAGGUGGCGUGAUAAAAAAGAAGACAAGUUCACUAUCGAGUAGUUUACGCAAAGAUGUUAAUGAAAGCGAUUCAAUAAAUUUAAGUGAUUUUAUGAAAAGAGAAAAUUCAAAUAAAGAAGAUAAUAUUGAUGAUUCUUAUGGUAGUAUAGAAACUGUCUCGAGGGAUAUACAAAUUGAAAAUGAUAAAGAAGAAACCAUAAACAAUUAUCUAAAAUGUGGAUUUUUUGCGCAUGUUCAUAUAAUUCUAUCAGACACAAAUAUAAUUACCAGGAAAUGCAAAAUAUUUUAUGAUAAUAAAACAAAAAAAUUAGGAAUAUUGAGAAAUAAAAAGAUAUUUAAAAUUGAUGUAAGUAAAUUAAUGAUACAAGAAAUUCCUAGUUCGAAACCUGACUUAGCAAUAAUAAAAAUAAUAAUUCCUCAAAAUAAUUGUAGAUUGUUAAUUGUAGAAUCAAAUGAUUUUUUUGGGUUACAAGCACUUGGAGAUAAAAUCGGAUGGUCCCCUGAUAUUAAUGGCGAGAAUGAACUAGAAAUUACAAGGGUAAUACACACCAAAGAUCAAGAAGGUAAUGCGGAAGGGAUGAAUUACAAAUUAAAUAGUUUCAAUAAUAAAAUUUAG